This is a messenger RNA of Cuscuta campestris, 1324 nucleotides long. NCBI's taxonomy places the organism in Eukaryota, Viridiplantae, Streptophyta, Magnoliopsida, Solanales, Convolvulaceae. The record is from the annotation of a GenBank genome assembly.
ACCUAACUAAAAACUUAAUUAAGAAAAAUUAUAAAUCUAAAAUGAAAUGUACCGGUGGAUACAUUUUCUGACCGAGAGGAAUAUAAAAUUGGCUUUCUCGCGCAGGUAGACGAAGAACCGUCCGCCCAAAUACUCUCUCCUCCAUGCCAAUGGAAGCUCUUCGUUUUGCCCAUACUCAAUCGCCCCAUUUCCAUUGCAGAAUCUUUACCCCGCCGACAUUCAAUUACACCGUCAAGUCCUCCGCCGCCGACGUCAGGAGAACAGCUCCCCGAGCUUCUUCAAUCUCCGCCGCGGUCUCGAGAGCGGCGGCGGCGGCGGAGAAGAAGCCGCGGCCCGCGGCUUCUCCGGAACUGCCGUUAGUUUCUCCGAGCUCCCUCACUUCUGAGCCGGGAUGCGUUCUGCCGAAACUGCCUUCGCACGGCGAGAAUGGCUCCCUUGGCCCCAGCGGCAUUGAGUAUUUGACCGGAAUUUUGUCUUCUAAGGUUUACGAUGUGGCGUUUGAGUCGCCGCUGCAGUUGGCCACGAAUCUCUCCCGGAAGCUGGGGAACAACAUCUGGAUCAAACGGGAGGAUCUUCAACCUCAAUGGAAAUCAGUAGAAAGACUAGGGGCAACCGUGGUCCGGGUUGGGGACACAUAUGAUGAAGCACAAGCAUGUGCCCAAAAGAGGGCCCAAGAAGAAGGACUUACAUUUGUGCCUCCAUUUGAUCACCCCCAUGUAAUCAUGGGACAGGGCACAGUUGGGAAGGAAAUCAUGAGCCAAGCAAAAUGCUGCAUAGAUGCAAUAUUUGUGCCGGUUGGUGGGGGUGGGCUCAUUGCAGGCAUCGCUGCCUAUGUUAAGAUGGUGGAUCCGGACGUGAAGAUAAUUGGAGUUGAGCCGAAUAACGCGAAUGCCAUGGCUUUAUCUCUGCACCAUGGUCGUAGAAUAAUGCUGGACCAAGUCGGGGGAUUCGCAGAUGGCGUGGCUGUUAAAGUGGUCGGGGAAGAAACGUUCCGUUUGUGCAGGGAUUUAAUAGACGGGGUUGUCUUUGUUAGCCGGGACGCCAUUUGUGCCUCAAUAAGGGACAUGUUUGAGGAGAGGAGGAGCAUUCUAGAGCCAGCAGGGGCACUCGCUCUAGCAGGUGCAGAAGCCUACUGCAAACAUUACAACCAAAAAGAUCAAAACAUAGUUGUUAUUGCCAGCGGGGCCAACAUGAACUUUGAUAGACUAGGACAGGUAACUGACCUAAGCUAGCAGAUAUUGGUGGUAGACAAUGUGAGGGAGGCUGUCCUUGCUACCAAUCUCCCAGGAAAACCUGGCAGUUUAAAGAAAAUUUGUUCAACUUG